Messenger RNA from Spirometra erinaceieuropaei, 1320 nucleotides. NCBI's taxonomy places the organism in Eukaryota, Metazoa, Platyhelminthes, Cestoda, Diphyllobothriidea, Diphyllobothriidae. The record is from the annotation of a GenBank genome assembly.
AUGCACCAGCCGUUGUCCCUCCGCUCACCCUUUCCUCGUCAUCUCCGCUGCCAACUAACUCUGGCUGUUCUUCUGGACCACCACUUCCAUCCUCCUCCUCCUCCUCCUCCUCCUCCUCCUCCUCCUCCUCCUCCUGCCCAUGCACCAACCACGGCCUCUCUGGUAGCUGUUACGCACACCAGCAUCACACACAUCCAUGACACAACAACAGACACAUUUCCUCCAACCUGCGACACCAGGGGUGGGGACCAGGACUACACCUGCCCUCACUGCGACCGCACAUUCACCUCACGCAUCGGCCUGGUCGGUCACUUGCGAAUCCAUCGUACAGAGACAGGAGAACCAGUGCCUGGAGCACCAACCUACACCCACCGCACUCGCCUCCACUGCCCACACUGCCCUCGCACCUUCACUCAUCGCACGGGCCUAUUCAGUCACAUGCGCAUCCACGAGAGCGGAAAAGGUGCCCUAAAAAUUGCUGGAAACCACGCUGUCUGUAGACUGGCCGUGGCCGCAGACAAAACACAUACGGUCGAAACAGCCAAAACCGAAACAAAAACAGCAAUCACUCUCUUCCUCUUCCAGCCGCCUAGGUGCGGCUUCGGUCGUGCCAGCCUCCAAUCUGUGUUGUGUUGGUUGAAAUCCUGGUCAUUUGUUGUGUGGACCAGGGGGUGUGGUGGAACGCCAAGGUGAGGAUCCGUCCGAGUCAUCCACCUGCGGCCUCCCUCGUCUCCGGUCUUCUUGACUCUGUCUUGACACCGGGCUCAGGCGGGGGAGGAGGAGAGAGUGUAGGUAGAUGCAGCGCAAGUCUACUGGCACUAUAAACUCCUGCGCAAGUCACCGUCCCUGCUCCCACCGCUGCUGCAGGUGUGGGGCACACGGUGGACAUCGUCGAAAUCGACAGUCGAACUGAUGUGUGUAUGUGUGUGUGUGUUUGUUUGGGCUCGAAUCGGACUUGUUGGACAUCUUCGGAUCAACUGCACCUCUCAAACUGCCCCAACCAUCGUCCCCCCGCCUGCCUCUUCCUCAUUCUCUCUGCCGCCAACUAACUCUGACAACUCUUCUGUACCACCACUUUCAUCCUCCUCCUCCUCCUCCUCCACUGCCCCAGCGGCGGCCGUUCAGACUGCCGUCUCACACAUCACCAACCCCAACACAACAACCGACACCACCCCCACCUCUCCCGAUCCCACUGAUGAGGAUCAGGACUACACCUGCCCUCACUGCGACCGCACCUUCACCUCUCGCAUCGACCUGGUCGGUCACUUGCGAAUCCAUCGCACAGAGGCUGGCGAACCAGUGCCUGGAGCACCAACCUAA